Messenger RNA from Saprolegnia diclina VS20, 453 nucleotides. RefSeq lists its product as hypothetical. The coding region runs from base 1 to 453 and encodes 150 amino acids. NCBI's taxonomy places the organism in Eukaryota, Oomycota, Saprolegniomycetes, Saprolegniales, Saprolegniaceae. The transcript is spliced from 2 exons. The record is from RefSeq and is a predicted model, not a curated record.
AUGGACCGCGCGAUGGAGCUCAUCGCCAAGUUUAGCUGGCUUGACUUUGAGCAACGCUACUCGAUGGCCUUUACGACGACACGCGCUGAGCGCUGUCGGACUCGCCACGGCGCUAAUGGCGCCGUGUACCUGGCGUCCUCCUUCGCAACGUCAACAAGACGGCGCUACUCCAAAGCGUGGACCACGGCGAUCUCUGCGGCAGGCGAAAUCACGCCGCUUGUCUUUGUCCUUAACGAAGUCUUGUCGGUGCUCACGCGCCAGUACUCGCCCCCUAUGCCACUGCGAGCGUCGGCCGUCAUGACGGGCCUCGCGAGCCUCCGGCUCUGGGCAAGUAUUAAUGUCGUCGACAUCAAAACGCGGCGCGUCUAUCGACUGGACGCAGCGACGCUUCUCAAACGGUGCGGCGUCGCGGCCCGCCUGCGCCAUGCUAUCCCUCUUCGCGUCGACUUGUGA